Molecule: messenger RNA, 2372 nt
Organism: Hylaeus anthracinus
Lineage: Eukaryota; Metazoa; Arthropoda; Insecta; Hymenoptera; Colletidae
Product: protein PTCD3 homolog, mitochondrial
Exons: 10
Coding region: 211-2154 (647 amino acids)
Biological process (GO): mitochondrial translation
Cellular component (GO): mitochondrion
Molecular function (GO): rRNA binding; protein binding; ribosomal small subunit binding
Source: RefSeq, a predicted model, not a curated record
CAGGUAGGCAACCGUACAGACGCCUAACACGAAUGAUAAAAGCGUGUAUAGGUUAACUGUACAUAGAUUUCCUUCGAUCAUGGUAUAACAGUUUAUUCUCGUGUGAGAGAAAUACAUGAAAUGAAGUAUUUAAUUAUUGCAUUUUAAUCAAAUCGCCACUAUUGUAAAACUGACUUUCGUUUAUAAAACGGUCCUAGAAAAUAAUCCACGAUGAACCACUUUACGCGAAUUACGCACAGCAGGAAAUUAGCAAAACAUUGUCGGUUAAAUAGAUUGGAAUCUACGAUGUCAUCAGAACCUAGUAUCAAAAUACCACCUAGGAUACAUCGGGGACCUACAGAUAUUUUACGUGCUCUUGAUAGUACGGUACCAAAAGAUCCAUUGAGCGCAUCCUAUAAAUAUCACGACGAUCCCUUUUUAUAUCCAAUAAAGAAACUGGAUCAACGUGCAUAUGCAUUAUCAUAUGAAUCUGGUAAAAAAACGGCAAUGUGGAUCCAUAAACAGCAUGGAAACUUAUUUCCAACGGAUCUCUCACAACCACAGAUCAAAGCAUUUAUAGCUCCAACAGUAUAUACAGAUAAAAGUCAAGUAUCAGAAGAAAUACUUUUGCAAGCUAUAUCGCAAUGUAAUGUGGCUGAUGCUCUUGAUAUUUAUAACUUAUUGGAAUGUGAUGUUUCCAACAAAACGAAACAAGCAUUAUUAGAAUUGUUAUGUUUUUACAAUGCCAAUACAGAUUCUGCAUACAAUUUGCCACACGAACGGUGGUUUGUUAAACCUAAUGAAACCACAUAUUGGUCGCACCAUCCAGAAAUUGAGAAGUUAUACAACUUUUUGAUAACCCAAGAUCCACUAACAGCAGCUAAAGCUCAUAAUACUCUUAUAUGUGGCUACUCGAAAUGGAAAAAUGAGAACAAAGCUUGGUUGCUAUUUCAGAAAUGCCUGAAAGAAGAUAUUCCAUUAAGUGUCACUACCUAUAAUUCUGGAAUACCGCUAAUAACAAAGCUUUACAUAAAAGAUGAUCAAGAAACAAUACACCUAUUAAAUGAAAUUUUUCAAUCGAUGGAUGCAAAAGGUGUUUAUCCAAAUGUUGGUACAUUGAAUGCUGCCCUUAAAGUAGCAUCUUCAUUGUUGUCAACUGAUUUAAGCCUAGAUUUUGGAGAACAUUUACUUAACGAAUUCAAAAGAAUGAAAAUAAAAUUUUCGUUAAGCACAUAUUAUUAUAUUAUUAGUAUCAAUAGACGUACAGGUGAUCAUUCAUACAGCACUUUUAUGAAUACCCUAAAUACAAUGUUAAAAGAAAAUUUUACUCUUCAAGACCCCUUAGAUUGUAAAUUUUUUACUAAGGCUAUAGAGACAGCUUCUCGUUAUUACACCGAUAAAAAAGCCGGUGAAAUGGUACACAAACUUUUCCUUACUGGCAAUAAUCACAAAUUUUUGACGUCUGCAGCACAAGAGCAACUUUAUUUCAAUACAUACCUAACAUUAAUGUUAAUGACAAGUACAAUGGAAGAAUUCUACAAAUGUUUUCAAAAAACUGUUCCGCAUAUGUACAUCCCAAGUAUGCAUCAUAUGGUUGAUAUUAUCGCACAUUUAAAAACACAACCUGCGACAGUUUUAGCAGAGUAUAUACCAAAAUUCUGGUCAUAUAUCAAUACAUUCGAGAUAGCGGAAUCUGCUUUGAGCAUUAAUAUGAUAGAACUCAUAAAAACUGUUGAUGUACCGUCUGACUCACCUUUGAAUGCAAUAUUUGCGGAUGUAGCUUGGUCUUGUUGGAUAUAUAUACAGAAAGAAAUGAAGAAGUCCUCUAGUGCAUCGUAUGAAACUUCCAUCACGGGGUGGAUAGCAAUUCUAUUAUUACGCGAUAGUCGUGUGACAGAAAUGAGAGAAGUUCUGACGAAUUUCGUUAAAGAUACCUCGAAAUUUUUACCAACAAUGCAGAAAUCGGAAAUAAACCAAUUAUUCGAAGGUUGUAUUUCGCAGAAGUGUUUCCAAGAAGCUCUUCUUGUUCUCGAGUAUUGUAUAAACUUAGAAUUAGAAUACGUUGUUGAAAUAGCAAAUAAAUUGUGUAAUAAUCCAGAGCUUAGUGAUGCAGAUCGCGAUAAAUUGGUACAGUUAGUAGGGAGUGAUACGUUGAAUUUGUUGAAUAAAAAGUAAUCAAAUUAAUUAUAAUCUGAUAUAAUAAAAAAUUAUUUAUAAGAGUAUAAAAUCGUGUAUUUCUUAAUGUUUUCUAACUUUUACAACUCCAAGAUUGAUUAUUGUAUUAAUCUAUUGAAAAUGUAUGCAAGAUGGAAUUGGUUCUUUAUUAAAUUCGCGUUAUAUGUAGAAGAAUUUCAAUCAGUUUGUCAUUCAAAGAAUAAAAAUUACACACGUGA